AGUCGCUGCACCCUUGGGCCACGCCGAUGACUACUGCAAACUGUGGCGCCCACGACGAGCUCGACUUCAAACUCGUCUUCGGCGAGGACGGGGCGCCCACGCCGUCGCCCCAGGUCUCGCGGCCUGCAGAUCUUGAGCCAGAUGAUUGUGCGCCCGUUUACAUCUUUAAUGUAGAGCCACCUUCAUCUACCUUAAACUCACCUAUUGGCUUACCACAUCAUGGAUUACCAUCUCACUCUUCUGUUUUGUCAUCAUCAUUUCAGCUCCAAGGUCACAAAAACUAUGAAGGAACUGGUGAUAUUUCUGAAUCUAAAUACAGCCCAUUAGGUGGUCCCAAACCCUUUGAGUGCCCAAGUAUUCAAAUUACAUCCAUCUCUCCUAACUGUCAUCAAGAAACAGAUGCACGUGAAGAUGACCUACAUAUAAAUGACCCAGAAAGGGAGUUUUUGGAAAGGCCUUCUAGAGAUCAUCUCUAUCUUCCUCUUGAGCCAUCCUACCGGGAGUCUUCCCUUAGUCCCAGUCCUGCCAGCAGCAUUUCUUCUAGGAGCUGGUUCUCAGAUGCAUCCUCUUGUGAAUCUCUCUCACACCUUUAUGAUGAUGUAGAAUCAGAGUUGAAUGAAGCUGCUGCUCGAUUUACUCUUGGAUCCCCUCUCACUUCUCCAGGAGGCUCUCCAGGAGGAUGUCCUGGAGAAGACUCCUGGCAUCAGCAGUAUGGACUUGGACACUCCUUGUCACCCAGGCAAUCUCCUUGCCACUCUCCUAGAUCCAGUAUCACUGAUGAGAAUUGGCUGAGCCCCAGACCAGCCUCAGGACCCUCAUCGAGGCCCACUUCCCCCUGUGGUAAACGGCGGCACUCCAGUGCUGAUGUGUGUUAUGCUGGCUCCCUUUCUCCCCAUCACUCACCUGUUCCUUCUCCUGGUCACUCCCCUAGGGGAAGUGUAACAGAAGAGACCUGGCUUAAUGCUUCUGUCCACAGUGGAUCAGGCCUUGGCCCUACACUUUUUCCAUUUCAGUACAGUGUAGAAACUGAUAUCCCUUUGAAAACAAGGAAGACAUCUGAAGAUCAAGCUGCCAUAUUACCAGGAAAAUUAGAGCUUUGCUCAGAUGAUCAAGGGAGCUUAUCACCAUCCCGGGAGACUUCAAUAGAUGAUGGCCUUGCAUCACAGUAUCCUUUAAAGAAGGAUUCAUCUGGUGACCAGUUUCUUUCAGUACCUUCACAUUUUACCUGGAGCAAACCAAAGCCCGGUCACACCCCCAUAUUUCGUACAUCUUCAUUACCUCCACUAGAUUGGCCUUUACCAACUCACUUUGGGCAGUGCGAAUUGAAAAUAGAAGUACAGCCCAAAACUCAUCAUCGAGCCCAUUAUGAAACUGAAGGUAGCCGCGGAGCAGUAAAAGCGUCAACUGGUGGACAUCCUGUUGUGAAGCUCCUGGGAUAUAAUGAAAAGCCAAUAAAUCUACAGAUGUUUAUUGGAACAGCAGAUGAUCGAUAUUUACGACCUCAUGCAUUUUACCAGGUGCACCGAAUCACUGGAAAAACAGUUGCUACUGCAAGUCAAGAGAUAAUAAUUGCUAGCACAAAAGUUCUGGAAAUUCCACUUCUUCCUGAAAAUAAUAUGUCAGCCAGUAUUGACUGUGCAGGUAUUUUGAAACUCCGCAAUUCAGAUAUAGAGCUUCGAAAAGGAGAAACUGAUAUUGGCAGAAAGAAUACUAGAGUACGACUUGUGUUUCGAGUACACAUCCCGCAACCCAAUGGAAAAGUCCUUUCUCUGCAGAUAGCGUCUAUACCUGUUGAGUGCUCGCAACGAUCUGCCCAAGAGCUUCCUCACAUUGAGAAGUAUAGUAUCAACAGUUGUUCUGUAAAUGGAGGCCAUGAAAUGAUUGUGACUGGAUCUAAUUUCCUUCCAGAAUCGAAAAUCAUUUUUAUUGAAAAAGGACAAGAUGGAAGACCUCAGUGGGAGGCAGAAGGGAAAAUAAUCAGGGAAAAAUGUCAAGGGGCUCACAUUGUCCUUGAAGUUCCUCCCUAUCAUAACCCAGCAGUUACAGCUGCAGUGCAGGUGCACUUUUAUCUUUGCAAUGGCAAGAGGAAAAAAAGCCAGUCUCAACGUUUUACGUAUACACCAGUUUUGAUGAAGCAAGAACAAAGAGAAGAUACUGAUUUGUCUUCAGUUCCUCCUUUACCUGUGUCUCAUCCAGCCCAGACUCACAGGCCUUCCUCAGAUACAGGGCACCCACAUGACAGUGUAUUGUCAGCACAGAGGAGCUUGAUUUGUCCCAUCCAGCAAGCAUAUGCAUCCAUGGUAGCCUCAUCCCAUCUGCCACAGUUGCAGUGUAGGGACGAGGGUGCUGGUAAAGAAGAGCACAUGAUGCCAUCUUCAGUCAUGCACCAGCCCUUUCAAGUUACGUCCACCUCUCCUGUGGGGUCUUCCUAUCAGCCUAUGCAAACUAAUGUUGUGUAUAAUGGACCAACUUGUCUUCCUAUUAAUGCUGCCUCUAGUCAAGAAUUUGAUCCAGUUUUAUUUCAACAGAACACAGCUCUUCCUCACUUAGUAAAUCUUGGCUGUCCACCACUGUCAUCAGUACCAUUUCAUUCUUCGACAGGACAUCUCUUAGCCCAUUCACCUCAUCCUAUGCAAACUCCACCUCAUCUGCAGGCAAUGGGAUACCAUUGUUCAAACACAGGACAAAGAUCUCUUUCUUCUACAGUGGCAGAACAAGUCACAAGUCAGUCUUCUCAGUUACAACCCAUUACAUACUGUCCUUCACAUUCAGGGUCGGCUACAGCAGCUUCCUCAGCAGCCUCUCAUCCCCUGGCUAGUUCACCACUUUCUGGAUCAUCGUCCACUCAGCUGCAGUCUAUGCCUUACCAGUCUCCUAGCUCAGGAACUGCCUCUUCACCAUCUCCAGCCACCAGAAUGCAUUCUGGACAGCAUUCAACUCAAGCACAAAAUACAAACCAGGGAAGUCUUUCUGUAUCUUCAUCCUUAGUGUGUCACAGUUUGUGUGAGGCAGCAUCAUUUCCACCUGAUGGGGCAGCUGUGAGCAUUAAACCUGAACCUGAAGAUCGGGAACCUAACUUUGCAAACAUUGGUCUACAGGACAUCACUUUAGAUGAUGACCAGUUUAUGUGUGACUUGGAACUCCAGCCAUCAGGUUCAACAGAGGAAUGGCCUAUUCACAGUGAAUUCUCAUGUCCAGCUCCUUUCUGGAGAAUCUAGAGGUGAAUGAGAUAAUUGGAAGGGACAUGUCCCAGAUUUCUGUUUCCCAAGACCCAGGGGUGAGCAGAGAAGCACCACUUCCGGGUCCCGAGUCCCCGGAUUUAGGAAGAUCUGAUGGACUGUAACAGUACCUACCACCAGCUAUUCAGUCUGUUUCUCUCUUGGACCUUCAGGACCUGCUCCAGGAAUUGGACUUACUAUUUGUGGGAAAAGCAGCAUUCCUCCACCUCAGGCCUUGGGCAGAUUUUUAUAAAAGAACAGGAGCAGCAUAGGCUGCUUGAGCUAUAGGAAAAUGAGCUUUGCAUUUUAUACGUAUAUAUGUAUAUUUAAAUAGAAUACUUUUAUAUGAUGGGUGCUUUGCGUGUGAAUGCAGCAGGCUCUCAGAGGUACUGCUUUUGCAGGUGGCCUGGUUGCAUAGCUAGAAUUAGUGAUUUGUACUGCUUUCUGGUCAUUUGAAGGGCCCUUUAGUUUUGAUGAUAUUUUUAAAAUAGGAACUUUUGAUAAAACCUUCCAGAGGCAAACAAAAAAGAAAAAAUAUAUUCUAAGACCAUACUUAAUGCCUCAGAAACUCAGCAUGUGCCCUGAAGCCUUUCAUAGAUUCAUAGGAGUAAAGCCAAAUGUAGCUCAUACUCUUUAUAAAAAGUAAACUUAUUAGAUAAAUAAGAAUAGACCAUUCCAUCAUUGAAGUGUUGGAAUAUGAAUACAUUCCAGAGCAUAGGUUUUUUGUAACUUCCUAGGUAGUCAUCCUGCAGCCUUUCCAUAUUAGCUCCAUGUUGAAACUGCUUUCUUCCUUAGGUGAAUUGGUUACUUGUAAGAUGACUUUGAAAGGUGAGGUUUUGGCUUGGGUAGCUAUCAUUUUCUACCUGACUAAACUCUAGUGGGCUGUGGAGUGCUCUUCCCGUUUAUGUCCUCUGGCUACCUUUUCCAAGUGGGAGCUUCUGUUUUUGGUUGUUCUGUGACAUUUUGAAGCCACCAUCUCCUGAUGGGUUCAGGCUUUGAGAUUCUAAUUCUUUUGGAGGCCAGCUAGGCAGUUUCAGGAACUAAGUAUGCAUGGGCUUAAGAGGAAAAUGUAAGAUUCCUGAUGUAAAGGCUUAUCUCCCAUUCUGUUUACAGCCCAGAAUGAUCUGUCCCACCCUGUUCUGUCUGUAUUAUACAGCAGCCUUUUUCCUAAAAGGCUUUUUAAGACACAUCCAAAAAUGAGGUGGUGUCAUAGACCCAACCUUUACACCAAAGACACCCUGGUGCUGCUGCUGGUGAGACUGGUGUCCAAGGCAGGGCCAGCAGAAAUUCUAGCCUGCUGUCUACCAAAGGAAGUGCCCAAGUUGGGUACUUUUUCCAAACCCUGUCCUUACCCUUCCCUCCAAUGGGCUUUGUUACCAAUUUCUGGGCCUAUUUCAAAGUCCCUGAAUUUUAUAAUAUGUUUUCAAAUGAAAUAAUGUACUUUCAUUUAUUCAGGAAGGAAAAUUUUGGAGUGCCUACAUGUGAGACUAUACUGCAAUGGCUAAAUACUUAAUGCUUUUAUUCUAUAGGGUUGUGAGCCCUUGAAUCUAGGACUCUCUUUAUUAAGGCUACAUCAGGCCUGAACAAGGGCUGACCUGUUGCCCACUGCCUCUAGUCAGCAGGGUAGGAGGUACUGAGUCAGGAUGAGGGAAAUAAACUUUCCUGUCUUUAACUUGAUUCUUUAGAUUUCUCCACUAAAACUAGUUAGAGAACUGUCUCCCCUUCAGCAAAUUGCUGUGCCCAAUCUUUGAGCUGAAUAUUUUCAAAUUUUCUUUGAAAAGUAAGUUUUAUAUCAGUGUGGAUAAUGAUUUGCUUUAGGUUCUAUAGUUGGAAGCCCACAGCUUCCUUUGAAGGGGUUAAGGGGAUGGGCCUCUCAGGUGAACUUUUCAGAGACAUGGCCAGACUUGCUUCCACCCUCUUGUCCCUGGGGUAGCUGCCUCAUGUGGGGUCACUGCAAGACCCUUUGGGGGCUGCUUUACUGCCUCCAAGAAUAAAAGCCUCUAUGAUCCAGAGUUGUGAUGCACCAAAUGUUGAUGCCUUUUAAAUACAUACCUUGAUGCCUGUAGCACUAGAAAUGCUUUCCUAUUUAAAACAAGUUAAAUUUUAAAAUAGAGCUUUGUAUACUCUGUAAGCAGUUUUAUAUUAGCUUUAUAAAAGCUUUCGUGUAAGAGUCAAUAUUUUUGGCUUUGUAGAUAAAGACUUAAAUUUUUGCUCAACAUAGUGGUGGUAAAGCACAUAUUCAUUGGACUAUGCAAAUCGAUUCCUAGUAGUAGCACAGAGCAACUGGGCAUUUGUUAGCACAUACCCCUUCCUCUCAAACCUGUGCUAGACCUGGAGUUGAAGAAUGGAAUGAGGAGCUUUCUGCUUACUAGAGAUGCAAGGAAACAUGGCUGAAAACAACUUAUAAAGAGAUGUCUUUGGGUUCGCAGAUGUUUCCACUGUUCCCGGUACAACCCACCUCCACCCAGGGCUGGCCAGUGUUGCCAUACUGUGCUGGGCCUGGCUGUGAAGUCCUGUUUGUGGUGUGCAGAGCAUUUGGUUAUUUUUAAGGCUCAGAUGGGCUUAAGUUGAAACCUUGCAUUUUUAUAGAAUGGAUGUUAGGUAAACUGGUUCUCAGUUAUGUUUACAGCACUUGAAAUAGUGUUUUCUUGUACAUUUUGUAUUUUAAAACCUUUUAUAGGAGUGCAGUGCUCCUUACACAAAUACAAAGGGAAGAAGAGCCCAUAGUUCAGGCUCCUCAGUUACAGUGCUGAAAUAAAUGGUGACCGAUCCAGUC
This is a messenger RNA of Jaculus jaculus (lesser Egyptian jerboa), 5994 nucleotides long. RefSeq names its product nuclear factor of activated T cells 3 (gene Nfatc3). Gene Ontology annotation, biological process: calcineurin-NFAT signaling cascade; cytokine production; regulation of transcription by RNA polymerase II. The record is from RefSeq and is a predicted model, not a curated record. Gene Ontology annotation, molecular function: DNA-binding transcription factor activity, RNA polymerase II-specific; RNA polymerase II cis-regulatory region sequence-specific DNA binding; transcription factor binding. Gene Ontology annotation, cellular component: transcription regulator complex. The transcript has 11 exons. NCBI's taxonomy places the organism in Eukaryota, Metazoa, Chordata, Mammalia, Rodentia, Dipodidae. Bases 27 to 3218 code for a protein of 1063 amino acids.